Messenger RNA from Emiliania huxleyi CCMP1516, 1060 nucleotides. RefSeq lists its product as hypothetical. NCBI's taxonomy places the organism in Eukaryota, Haptophyta, Isochrysidales, Noelaerhabdaceae. Gene Ontology annotation, cellular component: cytoplasm. The record is from RefSeq and is a predicted model, not a curated record. The transcript has 12 exons. Gene Ontology annotation, biological process: N-terminal peptidyl-methionine acetylation. The annotation marks the transcript as partial. Gene Ontology annotation, molecular function: protein binding; protein-N-terminal amino-acid acetyltransferase activity.
GCGAGCGUCGCUCACUCCGGCGAUCCGCCGCCCGUACCGCACCAGAGGACGAGCACUCCAUGGCGCCUCCCCUACCGGCCAAGGAGGCCACGCUCUUCAAGGCCAUCGUCAAGCACUACGAGCUCAAGAGCUACAAGAAGGGGCUGCGUGCCGCCGACCAGGUGCUCAAGAAGUUCCCGGAGCACGGCGAGACGAUCGCGAUGAAGGCGCGCCCGCCCUCGCUCAUGGAGAAGCUCGAGGUGCACUCUGGCUGCGAGGAGAUUCCGUGCACGAGCAAACCGAUCGCGCAGGUCUGCUGGCACGUGUACGGCCUUCUCUACCGCUCCGACCGCGAGUACGCGCAGGCCAUCAAGUGCUACCGCGGCGCGCUGCGGCACGAGCCAGAGAACGUCAAGAUCCUACGCGACCUUUCGAUGCUCCAGAUCCAGCUCCGGCUGCUGCCGGGCUUCCUCGAGACGCGCCAGAAGCUUCUCACGAUGAAGCCGACCAACCGGAUGCACUGGUUCACCUUUGCGGUGGCGCUUCACCUUGUCGGCCGGUACGAUGAGGCGGUGGGCGUGGUGGAGGCGUACGAGAGGACGCUGGAGGGGUCCGACGAGCCCUCCAAGGAGCCGUACGAGUACAGCGAGAUGCUGCUGUACAAGAACACGCUCUACGAGGAGGCGGGGCAGCCGCAGAAGGCGCUCGACGACCUCGACGCAAUCAAAGAGAAGGUAGCGGACCGCACCGGCUGGCGCGAGCGGCGCGCCGCGCUGCUGCUCGCCGUCGGCCGGCACGGCGAGGCGGGCGAGGAGUACCUCGCGCUGCUGAAGCGCAACCCGGAGCACUUCGGGUGGCACGCGGGGCUGCAGGCGGCCGAGCUGCAGACGGCGACCCCGACCGAGCGGUGGCUGAGCGCGGAGGUGACGGCGGAGGCGGAGGCGACGCUGGCCGCGCUGUACAGCAAGCUGCAGAAGGCCUACCCGAAGAGCCAGGCGUGCAUGCGGCUGCCGCUCGACUUCACGCGCUCGCCGCCCGCCUUCGCCGCCGCCCUGGACGCGUACGCGCGCAGCUACGUGCG